CACCCUCCAUUCUUACAAACCAAAAAACCUCCCAUCUUUCUCUCUGGAGUUUUAACAAAAUGUCAGUUCCAAAACCCAAGAAAUCCUUCCCGUCGGUGACGACAUAUGAUACCACCGCCGUGAACCACCAUUCCGUCGCGGCGGAUCUCGACGGAACCCUCUUAAUAUCCCGUUCAUCUUUCCCUUACUUUAUGCUAGUCGCUAUCGAAGCCGGCAGCUUUCUCCGGGGACUAAUACUUCUCCUUUCUUUCCCUCUCAUAGCCAUCGCAUACGUAUUCGUAUCCGAAGCAUUAGCCAUACAAAUGCUCAUUUACAUCUCUUUCGCUGGCCUUAAAAUCCGAGAUAUCGAGCUCGCUUCACGGGCUGUUCUCCCGAGAUUUUAUGCCUCAGACGUGAGAAAAGAGAGUUAUGAGGUGUUUGAUAAAUGUAAAAGGAAAGUUGUGGUUACUGCUAAUCCAACUAUUAUGGUUGAGCCAUUUGUGAAAGAUUUUUUGGGAGGAGAUAAAGUUCUUGGAACAGAGAUUGAGGUGAAUCCGAAGACUAAGAGAGCUACUGGGUUUGUGAAGAGUCCUGGGAUUUUGGUUGGGAAAUGGAAGAAAUUGUCAAUUUUGAAGGAGUUUGGAGAAGAAAUGCCUGAUAUUGGAAUGGGUGAUCGUGAGUCUGAUCAUGAUUUCAUGUCCAUUUGCAAGGAAGGUUAUAUGGUUCUCCCUAGCAAAUCAGCAGAACCAGUUCCACUCGAUCGCUUAAAAAGCAGAUUGAUCUUCCAUGAUGGCCGUUUGGUUCAGCGCCCAACUCCACUCAAUGCCUUAAUCACCUAUAUGUGGCUGCCAUUCGGAUUUGCUCUCGCUAUAUUCCGUGUAUACUUCAAUCUCCCUCUCCCAGAGCGCAUUGUUCGUUAUACAUAUGCAUUGGUUGGGAUCAAGCUUGAGAUCAAAGGCCCUCGACCAUCUCCACCAUCACCAGGAACCCCUGGAAACCUCUACGUGUGUAAUCAUCGUUCAGCUCUUGAUCCUAUUAUUGUUGCUAUAGCACUCGGGAGGAAAGUCUCCACUGUCACGUACAGUGUGAGCAAGCUCUCUAGAUUCUUGUCACCAAUUCCAGCAGUUGCUUUGACACGUGAUCGUGAAGCUGAUGCUGCGAUGAUUAAGAAUUUGCUCGAGAAGGGUGAUCUAGUGGUGUGUCCUGAGGGAACUACUUGUCGCGAGCCGUUUUUGCUGAGGUUCAGUGCUUUGUUCGCAGAAUUAAGCGAUAGGAUUGUGCCUGUAGCAGUGGACUCUAAGCAAAACAUGUUCUAUGGUACAACUGUCCGCGGGGUUAAGUUUUGGGAUCCAUACUUCUUUUUCAUGAACCCUAGGCCAAAAUAUGAAGUGAAAUUUCUUGAACCAUUGCCAAAGGAAAUGACUUGCAAGGGUGGAAAAUCAUCGAUAGAGGUAGCCAACCAUGUCCAGAAAGUGUUAGGUGGUGUUCUUGGUUUUGAGUGCACUCAGUUGACAAGGAAGGAUAAGUAUAUGUUGCUUGGUGGAAAUGAUGGCAAAGUGGAGUCCAUGUACUCUAAGAAAUCCUGAAUUACAUUUCAUUUGGGGGGAGGUAUUAUAUAGCUAAUGGAUUUGGGGGGGUUUUUGCCAGUAAAAUUGUGUUCAACAUUUAAUAGAACUCUGCUGUUGAAGGGGUUUGUUUUUACAUGAUUCGUUACUGUAUUCGUAUUCAACAGACAAUAUUAAUUGAAAUCAAAUCUGUGCUUAGACUAA
Nicotiana attenuata is the source of this 1748-nucleotide messenger RNA. Its product is annotated as glycerol-3-phosphate 2-O-acyltransferase 4. Gene Ontology annotation, cellular component: membrane. Lineage: Eukaryota; Viridiplantae; Streptophyta; Magnoliopsida; Solanales; Solanaceae. Bases 60 to 1565 code for a protein of 501 amino acids. The transcript has 2 exons. Gene Ontology annotation, biological process: cutin biosynthetic process. The record is from RefSeq and is a predicted model, not a curated record. Gene Ontology annotation, molecular function: glycerol-3-phosphate 2-O-acyltransferase activity; phosphatase activity.